GUAAUUAAUCAUAGUCUUUUAAAAAGUAUAAAUAUUGCAAUUAUUUUAAAAUGAAUUUAUUUUCUCAAUCUAAAUUAACAUUAAAAUUAAAAAAGCAAAACAGUGACAGUACAUUAUCUACUGAUCCUACAAAUAAAUCCCAAGAUUUAACACCAAGUAAUGCUGUAAAAUCUGAAUGUAAUAAUGUACUAAAUAAUAGUGUAUUAUCAGAAAAUGAUAGUUUUGUAGAAAUAUUACAUACUAUUCGUCCUCAGGAUGAAAAAGUAACUAUGUCACAAAAUAUUUUUAAGACAUCUUCAGUUCAAAAUGUAUCUGAUGUCAUUACUGAAAGUAAACAAUGUCCAGUUUGUUUACAAAUGUUUGAUAUCAAACAUUUUAUUAACCAUGUUAAAUCUUGUGGUAUAUCACAUAAUUUAUCAUCUGAAGUACUUAUAAAAGCUGUGGAUCUUCAAGAGCGUCAAGCAGCUGAAAGAGAAGCACUAGGACUACCUAAAUUAUCAAAAAGUAAAGAUGUAAAAAUUAAAAAAAAGUGUAAUAAACAAACAAAGUUAAAGAUAGGGAGUGAUUCUAAUUUUGAUUUGGCUGUUGCUAUGUCUAUGUCCUUACAAGAGUCUAGAGAAGCAGAAAUUAUUAAAGAAUCUGAAAACCUUUUAGAAGCAGGCUUAGAAACUGAGGCUAUAGAAAAAAGAAAAACAUUGGAAAGCUUUGGUUUUAUAUCAAAUCAACCAAUUAAAUCUAAAUCUAAAAAUUUUUAUAAAACCAAUUCUUUGUUAUUCAAACAAACUCAAGAAGAUCGCCAGAAAAGAAUUACUGAAAAAGUAGCAAUGAUUCUUAUAGAUUGUGAUACUCACACAUUAUCAUCAGAAACAUCUUUAAAUGAUUGCCCCGAUAUAAAAUUAAGAUCCAAAUAUUUAAAUAAAAUAAGAAAUACUGAAUGUAAACUCUGGAAAAAAACAUUACUUGAAGAAAAUAAUAUAUUUGAAUUUUAUGUGAAAAAUGUAUCAAAGUUUUUAAGCCCUAUUGAAGAAAGCAAUGGUUUACAAAAUAGUGUUCUAUUUUCUGCACAUCAAAAUUCUUUAAAACAGGAAUCAAAUAUUACUGAUCAGAAUGUCAUCAAUACAUCACUUACAGUUUUGGAUGAUUUAAAAGUUCAUAAUAAAGAUUUUGCACACCAUAACAUUGUUGAGAAUAAAACUAUGCCAGAAUAUUCAUCUAGGUGGAAAUCAAUGUUAGGUAACCAAUUUAUGAGUGAUGUUACUAUAUUUUCCAAAGAUGAACAUGAAAUUCCUGCUCAUAUUCUAGUGUUUCAUGUACAGUGCCCUGAUAUUUUAAAUGACAUAAUUAAAGAAGAAUCUGAUACGUGUAAAUCAAAAAAAAUGAUAAUGUGGUUUGAGUAUAGUUAUGAAGCAUGUAUGGCAUUCUUAGAACUAAUUUACUCUGGUCAAGAACAAUUAAUUAGUCCUGAGUACAAAAAGGAUUAUUUGCAAUUAGUAACAAGGUACAAUGUUCAAAUAGUUAUUAAUGAUGAUGAUGAAAAACAUGGAUGGUUUCCUGUAGAGCACGAUAACGUUUUAAAACGUAAAAGUUCAGAAUCAUACUCAUCUGAUAGUAAAAGAUAUAAAGCUCAUAGUCCUGAUAUGUUUUUGAUGGAUGAUACAAAUGAAGAAAUAAGUAAUAUGAAUUCCAAUUUUUUAGGAAGAACUGUGAAUGAUGAAAAAUCCUUAAGUGUGUUUAAAACAAAGCAGUGGUUGAAAAAUUGUAACCUAAGUCAACAUCAUAAUUCAUCAUUCACAGAAAAUUCAGAUAUUAAUAUUCGACCACAAAUUAAUUCACCAAUACAAAGUCCAACUCAUUCUUUUCAUAGUACAUCAACUGUACAUAUUCAAUUAACACCUACAUCUAAUCAAAUUGAUUAUAUUAUGGAUUUUGAAAAUAAUGAUGUACACAAUACCCCAUUAUUAGAUGUUAGAAGUGCAUCUCCUAAAUCAUUAUCAACUGAUGAAUCAAGCGUAAAAGCUAUCUUAAUGUUGAAUAACAUCAAAAAAGUCCCUAUUGAUUUGAAAAAUUCUUCAAACAUAAUGUCAACACUUAAUAAUUCACGUAAAGAACCAGAAUUAAUUACAAUCAUUAGUGAUAGUGACAAUGAAUCAAUAGAUAUGGUUUUGUCUCGUUAUAAUAGUCCAUUGCGUGAUAGAAAUAUUAAUUUAUUGAAUGAAAACAAAUGUACACCUUUCUUAGCAAGUGUUAAUAAAAAGAAAAAUUAUUUUCCAUACAACUCAGUUAAUAAAAGUAAUGAUAUAAGUGUUAUUGAGUUAAAUGAUAGUAGUUUAGAUUCAAUUCAUUCAAUUAAUACAAAUAUAUUACAUCAAAAACAUUGUAAUACUAAAUUGGACAAUGUCUUGAUUAAUAAGUCAACUAUUUCAACACCAAGAUCUACAACAUUAAUACAAUUGAAUGAUGAAAGGAUCGUAGUUCCCAGUGAAACAAGAUUCACAAAUAGUUCUAAUAUUCAAAUGGAAUCUUCAAGUAAUAACAACUUUAUAGAUUUAAUAAAUGAUAGUAGUUCAGAUUCUAUUGCUGUUAUUGAUAAAAUAAAAAAUAAUAGUUCUAUGGCAUCAUUGUCAUUGAAUAAUACUCAACAAAGUUAUCGAAAUUCUUCAGCUCCCUUUUCAAAUGUGUCAAGGAAAAUAAGUUCUCCAAUUCACGACAGUUUAACUACUCAACUUGAAACAAAUAAUUGUGUAUCAUAUGUAUCACCAUUUAAGGAAGGUAACACAUGGUCAAAAUAUAAAUUUCCAAUCACUGAUGGAGAUUAUUAUGCUAAUAUUAAUACAAAAACAAAUGAAGAUUUGUAUUCAACAAAUGUUUCAAGCAAUGCAACUUUACCUAAAUGUAGUAUUUCAAAAUUAUUAUCUACUGAAAAAUUAAUUCAAUAUAAUGAUAUGUCAUCUACAAUUUUAAACACUAUAAACUGUACACAAAUAAACAAUGUAGAAAACAAUGAUAAUAUUAUUAAUAGUAUAUAUUCUAAUGAGAAAAAUGUUUUGGACAAACCUAAUUCAGAUUUUGAACCGUUGGAAAAUAUUAUAUCAAAAAAAGAUGUAAUAUUACCUUCCAAUAAUUAUGUUGAUUCCCUAGUAAACAUAAAAGAUGUUGAUUUAACAACAAUUUGUUCAUCAAGCGAAUACACGCACACUUCUUUUAAACCUUAUAAUUCUCAAGUUGAAACUGUUCAACUACCAACUACAUCUGAAAUAACUGCAUCAAAUGAAAAAGAUGAGGAGAAUGAUAAAUCAACCUUUGAACAAAUAAUUGAUGAUCCAUGGAUGGACUAUAAUGAUUGGCCACCGGUUUAUAUUAGUCCACAAAAUGUUUCUCCAGUUUUAUUGGAAAAAAAUUCUAUGGUAAAUGACUCUAAAGUAUUAACAUCCCCUAAAACGGUAAUGAUUAACAUGGAUUUACAAACUUCUCCACCAACUAUUUCAAAUAAUAUUGAUAUAGUAAAUCAUCAAAUGAAAAAUGCAGUAACACCAAAUAAAUAUGGCAGUAGAAUAAGUACCCCAAAAAGUUUACGUAGGGUUCAAUCAGAAUCUAUUAUUGGAACUAAUGAACAAAUAACGCCUCUACCAAAUUAUAGUACAAUGAAAACACCAGAUUUAAGAAAAGAAUUUGAUCGUUAUGGUCUUAAAGAUCUGGGAAGACGCAAAGGAAAACUUAUAUUAAGACAUAUUUAUGAUAUAAUUCAUCCUAUACGUGAUUCUGAAGAAGCAAAAUGCAUUGGAGAGUCUGAACAGUUUUCUGAUUCUUCAAAUAGUUCAGAACCCGAAAUUUCUUAUUAUGAAGCUGGAGCUUAUGAUGAAUUGGAAUCUUUUAGUCAAACAAAUUUAUCAAGUAAAACUUCAGUAGAUGUGGGUUUUAAAGAUUUGCUUAAAUCCAAUGCAGAACUUCAUAAAAAGAUUUUAUGUUAUGAGCCCAUUUGGAUUGAAGAGCUGAAAGAAGAUUUAAAACAGUAUAAUGUAAACAUUAGUAUGCAAAAACUCAUGACAUUUUUGGACGAUAAAUGUGUGUCAUUUCGUUCAAAGUCAUUAAAUGAUCAGAGGAAAAAAUCAGUAGCAAAAAAAAGUACUAAAAGAAAAAAAUUAUUUUAAUUUAUUGAAUGAUAACUGUGUUCUUAAACUUAACUUGUUUGUAUAAUAUUGGAGUAAUAAAAAUAAUUGUUAUUUUA
Molecule: messenger RNA, 4225 nt
Organism: Rhopalosiphum maidis (corn leaf aphid)
Lineage: Eukaryota; Metazoa; Arthropoda; Insecta; Hemiptera; Aphididae
Exons: 10
Coding region: 51-4148 (1365 amino acids)
Biological process (GO): interstrand cross-link repair; meiotic DNA double-strand break processing; resolution of meiotic recombination intermediates
Cellular component (GO): nucleus; Slx1-Slx4 complex
Molecular function (GO): enzyme binding
Source: RefSeq, a predicted model, not a curated record